GUUUGUCAACACCACUCGAGUGGUAUCUGCGUUGUUCUAAGCAUCAGCUAUGUGAGAAGCACGUUCUGCUGCGAACUAUCCUGCAUGGAUAAAUUCCGUUUAAUCGUUAAGCCACAACAGUCACCGCAUUACCACAACCAUGUCCUCACCGUGUUCGCCGGCGUCAUUCGCGGACGAGUCGCACGCGCUCCCCAAGAGCUUCUAUCCCAUGCUCAAGAAGCUUCUGGGUAACCUUUUCGACAAGAAUUUCGCGUUUGAGAAGGCGGAGAGCUGGAAGCUUCCUGCGUCCAACCAUUACUUCGCGGAGGAUUACAAGAUUGACAGUCUCCAGGUGCUGAAGGGGAAGCUGAACGCGGUCAAGAGCAAGCUGAACGACGUUCAAAUCGAGGAGUGGAGUGCCCAUACGCGCCGGCGGAACCCUUCCGGCGAGGUUGCUUGGCGGCUGAAGAAUGCAAUUGAGGCGGAGUUCGUUACUCAGGCGUGGUGCAAGUUCUUUGAGUGCCUGAAUCGAUUUCCUAUUGUGCUGGGCCCUCGGUUGAAUAGCAUCCAUUUGUGUGAGGCCCCUGGAGCGUUUAUUGCCGCAUUGAACCAUUACUUGCGCUCCAAUUACCGCGCAGUCGAGUGGAAAUGGCUGGCGACAACCUUGAAUCCUUACUACGAGGGGAACCCUCUGGCGAACAUGGUGAUAGACGACCGCUUCAUGCUGCAUACCCUGGAGAACUGGAUCUUCGGCAAGGAUUUCACUGGCGAUAUUAUGAACAAGGAGAACAUCCAAGACAUGGCUUUGAAGGCCACUCAGCUAGGUGACAUCAACCUGAUCACGGCGGAUGGAUCGAUUGACUGCAUGGAAACGCCUGAGUGUCAGGAGGAAGUGGUGUCCUCCCUUCACUACGCAGAGACCUGUGCCGCGCUCCAUAUGCUUUCACCUGGAGGAAGCUUCAUUCUUAAAAUGUUCACCCUUUUCGAGGCGACGUCAGCGGCGCUACUGUACCUCCUCAACUGCUUGUUCGAUAGAGUGAACCUCUUCAAGCCAGCUACGUCCAAAAGUGGCAACUCCGAAGUGUACGUCGUGUGUGUUGGCUUCAGGGACGACGACUGCAAUUUCCCAGCGGUCCUCGCUGCAAUGAUGGACCACUUGCAGAGUCCACAGCAUUGGCCGAUUUUCGCCUACCACGCGUUACCCGCUGAUUUUCUUAGCCAGCUGGAGAACGGCGCCCGAUUCUUCAUGCACCAGCAAAUUAUGGUAAUUCAUCGAAACAUCGCAACAUACAGGAAUCCGGGCCGGGCGGACGGCAAGCGGUGCAAGCUCAUAAGAACACACGUGACCAAUCACUACCUCAACAUGUACAACGUACGUAAGAUCCGCGAUGACGAAAAGAUCCUUCAUCCAAGGCAUGCUUCGGUCCAAUACUACCAGCACUCGAGAAUCUACACGGGGUCGUUCACGGAACGUCAAUCUUUGGGCUGUAAAUCUGUGGGGGAGAAGCUGGCGGCCUUUCGUAGUGACUUGGAGUCGUUGGAGGCGAAGUUGGCUUGGACCUACACGACAGACUCUGUCCCAGUUGAGCAAAACAAUUAUGAAAUCCAAAUAUACCGAGGAAAGCCAGUCGAACAAGUUUACAGUAGUCUCUUCCUUAACAUUCUCCUGAUGCACCUCAUGAAUAAGAUUCUCAAAGCUGCACCAAACCACGGCAACAUGCCAUUCCACGUUUCGAUGGAUUCCAAUGAAAUCCAAUUCGAAACCAAAGAAAUUUCGCUGCGGAAAAACUUCGGCUCCAUCGAGCGACAAUUUUUUAAGGAACUUAUUGACAAUUUGGUUGAGCUGCAACCGCAAUCCGUUUUAAUUCGAGGUUUUCCCUUUCUGACGCACUUCUCCAUGUCGUUUCUGUGUCUUUUGACGAACGUUUUCGAGAAAACAACUUUUGACUCUAGUCGGACCAUUACUUUAGAACGAAUCCAAACCAAAGGCAGGGAGCACCUGACGCGGGUCAAGGACGUUUUUGAGGAGAACAAUCAAAUAGACUUCGCGUUGUGCUUGAUGGAUAUCAAAGAGCUGCAUAGCGACCCGAUAAGUGAGGUCGCAACCAAUUACAAUAACCAGAAUUGCUUGCAGUACUGCAGGCUUCUGAUCGAGAAAAGUACGUAACGGGGAGGGUGUUCAGGUUUGCAUUCACAUUGAUAUGUUUAUAAGAAUGUAAGUGUGCUAAUGUAUGUAACGCGAAUAAAUAUCAUAUUUUUUAAGACUUUAAAA
Molecule: messenger RNA, 2251 nt
Organism: Hermetia illucens (black soldier fly)
Lineage: Eukaryota; Metazoa; Arthropoda; Insecta; Diptera; Stratiomyidae
Gene: aft
Product: cap-specific mRNA (nucleoside-2'-O-)-methyltransferase 2
Exons: 2
Coding region: 140-2146 (668 amino acids)
Biological process (GO): 7-methylguanosine mRNA capping
Cellular component (GO): cytoplasm; nucleus
Molecular function (GO): methyltransferase cap1 activity
Source: RefSeq, a predicted model, not a curated record